Xiphophorus maculatus (southern platyfish) is the source of this 4987-nucleotide messenger RNA. RefSeq names its product polypyrimidine tract-binding protein 1-like (gene ptbp1b). Lineage: Eukaryota; Metazoa; Chordata; Actinopteri; Cyprinodontiformes; Poeciliidae. The transcript is spliced from 15 exons. Gene Ontology annotation, molecular function: mRNA binding. Gene Ontology annotation, cellular component: nucleus. The coding region runs from base 35 to 1720 and encodes 561 amino acids. Gene Ontology annotation, biological process: regulation of RNA splicing; regulation of cell differentiation; mRNA processing. The record is from RefSeq and is a predicted model, not a curated record.
CCAGGAGGAAACAGUGGAGGCGGGGCUUGUUGCUAUGGCGGGCGUGGCGCUGCGCCAGGCGCAGAGCUUUCUCCAGGAGGACAAGCCGAGGUUUCCUGAAAGGAGGCAAAGCAGUGUCCACCACGAUAUAACAGUUGGUACUAAGAGAGGAUCUGACGAGCUUUUCUCCAGCGUCUCCAACGGCCCGUAUAUCAUGAGCACCACAGCCAAUGGCAACGACAGCAAGAAGUUCAAAGGUGACAUAAGAGGCCCCAGCCUGCCGUCGCGGGUCAUCCACAUCCGCAAGCUUCCCAGCGACAUCACAGAGGCCGAGGUCAUCAGCCUGGGCCUGCCGUUCGGCGACGUCACCAACCUGCUGAUGCUGAAAGCCAAGAACCAGGCCUUCUUGGAGAUGAACUCGGAGGAAGCAGCUCAGAACAUGGUGGGUUAUUACUCCACUAUGAUGCCCGUCAUCCGACACCAACCCGUCUACCUGCAGUUCUCCAACCACAAGGAGUUAAAAACGGACAACUCCCCCAACCAGGAGAGGGCCCAGGCAGCUCUGAGGGCCCUCAGCUCCUCCCAUGUGGACACGCUAAUGGCAGCUCCCAGCACGGUGCUGAGGGUGGUGGUGGAGAACCUGCUCUACCCCGUCACCCUGGACGCCCUCUGCCAGAUCUUCUCAAAGUUCGGCACUGUGCUGCGGAUCAUCAUCUUCACCAAGAACAACCAGUUCCAGGCGCUGCUGCAGUUUUCAGACGGCUCAUCUGCCCAGGCAGCCAAACUGACUCUGGAUGGACAGAACAUCUACAACGGCUGCUGCACCCUGAGGAUCAGCUUCUCCAAACUCACCAGCCUCAACGUCAAAUACAACAACGAGAAGAGCCGGGACUUCACCCGGCCGGACCUGCCGUCCGGAGACAGCCAGCCCGCCCUGGAGCACCCGGCCAUGGCCGCCGCCUUCGCUCCAGGAAUCAUUUCUGCGGCGCCGUACGCCGGAGCGACGCACGGCUUCCCGCCGGCGUUUGCGAUCCAGCCAGCAAUGUCCUCCGCCUACCCGGGCCUGACGUUGCCGGCUCUCCCCGGAGCGCUGGCCUCCCUGGGCCUCCCCGCCACCGCCAGGCUGGGCUUCCCCUCCAUCCCCGCUGGACACUCGGUUCUGCUGGUCAGCAACCUGAACCCUGAGAGAGUUACGCCCCACUGCCUCUUUAUUCUCUUCGGUGUUUAUGGAGACGUGAUGAGAGUGAAGAUCCUGUUCAACAAGAAGGAAAACGCUCUGGUCCAGAUGUGUGACAGUACCCAGGCUCAGCUAGCCAUGAGCCACCUGAAUGGCCAGCGGCUGCAUGGGAAACCUCUCCGGAUCACACUGUCCAAACACACCAGCGUCCAGCUUCCCCGUGAAGGACAUGAGGACCAGGGCCUGACCAAAGACUACAGCAACUCCCCGCUGCACCGCUUCAAGAAGCCCGGCUCCAAAAACUAUUCCAACAUCUUUCCUCCCUCCGCCACCUUGCACCUCUCCAACAUCCCCCCUUCUGUGGUUGAAGACGACCUGAAGAUGCUGUUUUCCAGCUCUGGAGCCAUCGUCAAGGCCUUCAAGUUCUUCCAGAAGGACCAUAAGAUGGCUCUGAUCCAGAUGGGUUCGGUGGAGGAAGCCAUCGACUGCCUCAUCACGUUCCAUAACCACGACCUGGGCGAGACACACCACCUGCGUGUCUCCUUCUCCAAGUCAUCUAUCUGAGCCGGACAGAUAUUAUUAUUUUUAUACGGCGUCCACUACACUCCAAUCAUUCCGAUGCAGAAACCACCACAAAGUCUGCUGUGAUGUUAAAUUAUUGUGAUUGUUUUAUUUUUUAGACUCUUUACCUUCAGAGAAAGGUAGGAUUAUCCCAUAAAUACAACACUUUAGAGGUGGUUCUCUGAAGUCCUGUAAUUAUUCUCUAAAAUCAGAGAAAAGUCAGUAUUCUGAGUUUUAACUGUUUGAUAAAAGGUCAGGUUGUCAGAAUUUACUGUCCUCCUUGUUGGGAGGUUUUUAGCGUCUUCUGCCUUUUGACUUUUAAUCACUGAUUAAAGUCGGCCUUCACAAAUCCUUCAGAACUGACUUUAACUCAGAAUGAUCACUUUAAUCUCUGAUUCUCGCCUGAUUUAAUAAAAAAUUAAGAUUGUUAAAUGAUGAUCCCAGUUUGGGAAGUCGUAGCUUCUGACUGUCACGUUUCACCCGGGCGUUCCCUGGAGACGCCUCUUUGACCUUAAAAUGACCCCUGUGCCUUAUUCUGACUCAAACACAAAAACGAAGCCUCUGAAUUGGCAAAAGCAGGUUUACAGUUGAUAAAGGUUUACUGUAGAGAUGUAUUGCAGAUAUAUUCCUAUUUUUGUGUAUUUUAUUGGUGUUGUCAGUGCUUUUCUGUUCGUGUUUUGUAAUGUUGGUUACUGUAGCAUCAAACAUGUGAACUGAGUGUUUUAGCAACUUCGCUACGUCGUUUAGAUUUAACUUUUCUUUCUCGUCACUUUCUGGCUCUUUUCUUUCCAAAAUAUGCAAUCAUUAUGUAAUCAUAUAUUGUAGCAAUAUUUUAAUCAUUCCUGAGCUUUUGUUUUAUUUUCCUUGCUGUCGGUGAGCUCGGCCGUUUCCGCUGCCUUCUUCGACCCGAAGAUGAAUGUUUGUUUUGUUUGUUUUGUUAGUUGCGUGUCUCUCGGAACGUUUUUAAUUUAUACGUUUGUGAUCCACUACAGCUAAAACCAAAAACACCCUUUUUAGAUGCAAACAAUUCCACCUGCCUCAGGUUUCUGAUUUUUAAGGACUAAAAAACAAAAUAAUAGUGGUUCAGGCUUUUAUUGGUGGUGUUUUUCUUUUUUUCCUGUGAAAAUGUAAAUGACUUCAACCGAUUUGCUCAUGUUUGGUUACGCGGCGUGCCUGCAACCUGGCGCUGAAGUCGCAACAUCACAAAGUGAAAUAUUUUGACAGUUUAAUCAAAGUUUGCUGGUUUGGUUCAUUUAUGUCUUAAUUUUACAAACUGUCGACAUUCCAGCCACUCGGAAGUCAACUCCAUUUUCAGCGUAACGCAAUAUUUUGCUGUCUGAACGAAGUGCGUCGUAGAAAUGAGCUGCUGAGGUUUAUGGUGGCGAUGCGUUCAGUGCACCUGGGAAAAGUUCGAGGAACUUCGAUUAGAAAAGGAAAAGAGAGACAACGUCCCAUUUCAGAUGUUUAACGUGAAAAUUUCACAAUGCAGUGACUUUUAAAAUCAUGUUACAAUGCGAAAAUGUCACAUUUUGACAAGUUUUAUCACGUUAUAAUAUAAAACUUUUUCGUUUUAACGUGUUUUACAUAUCGUUACGACGGGAAAGUUGAUAUUAAACUUGUUUCGUUAAAACAAACUUACUCAUUAUAGCGAGUUUUACAUCAUAAAUGUUUUUCAUUUUUUUAAUUAUACUAUGAAACCUUGACAAGUUUUAUCAUGUUGUAAUGUGAAACCUUUUCUCUAUACUGAGUUUCACAUUGUUAUAAUGUGACAAUUUCACAUUUUGAUGAGUUUUAUAUUCCGUUAUAACAACAAAGUUCCUCGUUGGAGAGGGUUUUACAUUAUUAUCCAAAAGUUUCAUGUUUUGACAAGUUCUAUGUCUUAUGUGAAUUUCUCAUCCUAAUGACUUUUAUAUCUCGCCAUAGUGUGAAACUUUGGAGCUGAAAGAAAAAAGUUUUGCAUUAUAAUGAGAUGAAACUUGUCAAAACAUUAAAUUUUCACAUUCUAACAAUUUAAAACGAGACACGCAACACAAUAUGAAACUCGUUAAAACAAGGAACUUGUGUUAUACCAAGAUGUAAAACUCUUUGUGACAAACUUUCACAUAAGAAUAUAUAAAACUCGUAAGGAGAGUUUCUCAUUUUAAGGAGAUUUAAAACUUGUUAAGACGAGAAACUUGAGUUUUAUAUGUGUUAUAACAAGUUUCUCACAUUAUAAAAAGAUAUGAAACUUGUUAAAAAGAGGGACUUUCAUAAGAGAGAUAAAACUUGUUAAAAUGAGAAACUUUAAGAUGCAAAACUCUUUAUAACAAACUUUAAUGUUAUAAUCAGGUGUAAAAUGUGUUAUAACAACCUUUUCUUUUAAAUGGGACAUAAAACUUGUUAAAACAUCAAACUUUCCUGUUAUAGUGAUUUUUUUAAAAAAAGUACAUCUUGUUAUAACUAGUUUCAUGUUAUAACAAGAUAUAAAACUCGUUAAACUUGAAACUCGUGUUACAAUCAGAUGUAAAAGUCAUUGCGAUAAAAUGUCUCAUUUUGACAAGUUUUAAAUCUCUAACAUUUAAGUUUCUUGUUUGAAUGAGUUUUAUGUCUCACUGUAACAAAAAUAAUGCUCCUGAAUUUAUUUCCCACUUUUGGCAGUUGAAUUCUUCCAUAGAUGAGAAACGUUGAUUUAGCUGAAGCUAAAGAAGUCUCCUCUGGUUGGUCGAUUCCAGUGGUCUGAUUUGACUACGCCUACUACAUCUGAAUUCAUUUUAUUGGCUGAAAUGUUUUCUAUAAAACAAAGAAUACUACAUUAUAUUUAAUAGAUUUUUGUCUUUAAAUGACAUUUACUUUGCAACUAUGUUAAAAGAAAUAGUUUGGUUAUAUAUUUAAUGUGGUUUUUGAGGGUUUCUGUUGGUGUCGAGAGUUACGAGGAUUUCCUACCAUGACGUAAAGUGGACCAAUGAAAACACUCCAAAUGCUGGACAUAAAGUCCUUUUAUUUACUGUGAAGAAGCUUUUCACUGCGAACACAGCGGUCCAGCUGCUUGUUCAGUUUCUCCCUGGGUGCACCUGAAUGCAUCGUGACCUUUCGUUGUCCGGUGGAGCAGGAGCCCGAACCGGGUCAAAGGUCACCUGACUGUACAUACAUGUUUUAUACACGGCUAUCUGAGAGGUGAUUGUUGGUUUUAUAUCCAAUGAAACGUGUAUAUUUUGAUUUGAGUGUGCAACAAGUUCUGAGCCUUACAUUGUGUCACAAAGAAAAAAAAUAAAUCUUUUUUUUUUUUAAACA